This is a messenger RNA of Solanum tuberosum (potato), 1115 nucleotides long. RefSeq names its product MADS-box transcription factor 23-like. The record is from RefSeq and is a predicted model, not a curated record. Gene Ontology annotation, biological process: positive regulation of transcription by RNA polymerase II. The transcript has 9 exons. The coding region runs from base 117 to 842 and encodes 241 amino acids. NCBI's taxonomy places the organism in Eukaryota, Viridiplantae, Streptophyta, Magnoliopsida, Solanales, Solanaceae. Gene Ontology annotation, molecular function: RNA polymerase II transcription regulatory region sequence-specific DNA binding; protein dimerization activity; DNA-binding transcription factor activity. Gene Ontology annotation, cellular component: nucleus.
CUUUAAUUAACAGAUUAUUUUUUUCACUAAACCAGUAUUUUCUCUUCUCUUCUCUCUCUCUGUAGAAUCAGUCUACUAUCAAAAUCUCUCAAAUUAUAGCAUUUAAUCAAGAAGAGAUGGGUCGAGGAAAAAUAGUGAUACAAAGAAUUGAUAAUACAACAAGCAGGCAAGUUACUUUCUCGAAGAGAAGAAAUGGACUUCUCAAAAAGGCUAAAGAGCUUGCAAUUCUUUGCGAUGCUCAAGUUGGACUCAUUGUUUUCUCAAGCACCGGAAAACUCUAUGAAUUUGCCAACAACAGCAUGAGGUCUACAAUUGAUAGAUACAACAAGAUAAAGGAGGAGAAUAAUAACAUGAAUCCCAUGUCAGAGGUCAAGUUUUGGCAAAGGGAAGUAGCAAGUCUGAGGCAGCAGCUGCAUUACUUGCAAGAAAAUCACAGGCAGCUUUUGGGUCAAGAACUUUCUGGACUCAACACCAAAGAUCUAACAAAUCUGGAAAACCAAAUUGAAAUGAGUUUGAAAGGCGUUCGAAAGCAAAAGGAGCAGAUUCUGACGGAUGAAAUCAGAGAACUAAAUCAGAAGGGCAAUCUUAUUCAUCAAGAAAAUAUAGAACUCUAUAAAAAGGUAAACCUUAUUCGACAAGAGUACACAGAAUUGCAGAAGAUUUCUGAGCAAGGAUAUGAAAGUGCACCAAAUGGGGGUGUGCAGGCCACACAUACAAUCAGCAAUGGAUAUGACCUACAUGCACCAAUCAAUCUCCAGCUAAGCCAGCCACAAACACAAAAGAAUGGAACAUCAACAAGUGUCAUGCAACUUGGGCUACAACUGCACUACACAGAAGACUGAUAGCUCUCUGUUUUCUCAACUAGACCUACAUCUAAAAGACACUUCUAUGAAUCCCAUUCUUGAUCAAGCUAGAAGGAAAAAGUUCAUCAAGCCUGAGGAGACUAUGCUCUGCUGAUAUGUUGGAGAGUUUUAUGAUUGAUGUGAACAUGCAGAAGUUAUCUAUGUAAAGUAAUUUAACUUAAACUAAGAAUAAAAACAUGAGGAUUAUCACUUGUGACUUGUCAAGGUUUGCUUCAGUAUUAUAUGUGUUGAAUGAAAAUGGUUGUACAUUAA